GACGUCACCGUUAAAGCGACCAGCACCGUUACCUGGUUGCUUCCAGAACUCUUUAAAUUAACGGUCCAGCAUCUCAUCACGUCCCGGUCUACAACGCGGACCCGACCCGGUCGCGGGAGACUUUAGGGGGACGUUUCUCCGCCCGUAUGGAUCGUGAUGAGCUCCAGCUGUGAGGUGUGAUCGGUGUCACUAAGCCUGCCUGCCUGCCUGCGUGUGUGUGUGUUUGUGUGUGUGUGUGUGUACACUGUGGGGUAGCAACAGUAGGAUGAGCCGCCCCAGAGCCUCCACAGUCUGCAGGGACUGACACACAACGCUCCAACUACAGCAGUCGAUGCAGUCUUCCAGAGGCUCUCCCUCCCCGUGGCUGACAAACCGGCAGCAGCAUGUCCCGCAUCUCCUCCACCGCCAAGCGCUACGCUGGCCCCUCCUACACCAGCCACUACAGCUCCUACAGCUCCCUGAGCCCGGGCCUUAGCUCCUACAGCGAGCGGGACAGAGUGUCCUCCUACAAGUCUCCCAUCUCCUCCUCCUCAGGUUACUCCUCCUCCAGCUACCUUAGCAGCUCUGCCGCCCGAAGCCGCAACUACAGCACCUCCUCGGACCCCGACCCUGACCGGGGACGCACCAUCCCACGCACAGACAUCCUCGGAAGCAGCAGCAGCAGCAGCAUCAGCAGCCGCCGGAGCAAGAGCCUCAGCAGAACCCCCGCCAAGACCUAUGGCGGGUCGGGGCUGAGCGGGGGGUCGGCCUACACCGGCCCCAGCUCCUACUCUUCAUCCUCAGCCCAGAUCAGCUACCUCUACUCUUCACCGGUGGCCUCCAGCAUCUCGCUCACCCGACGAAAAUCUGUAUCCCAGAGUGACCUGAGCAGGGACCUGGCCUCUCUGGGCCUCAGCGACUCCUCCACCUCCUCCUCUUCCUCCACCCCGUCUUCUUCCACCAGUGCCCUGCGGGCCUACCGCAGUCGGGCCAGCAAUGUGGCCAACUCGUACGGCACCAGCUCCCGCACAGGCUACUCAGGCCUGUCACGGAGCUCCACUCAGGAGGCCCUCUCACGGAGCUCCACCCAGGACGCCUUCAGCAGCAGCAGCAGCAGCAGCAGAGCGUACGGCUCUUCGUCGUGGGAGCCGAGCAGUAACGGGCUGUCUGACUCUCCCACCAGGGACUCCAUGAACUCAAAGAACGCCCAAGGCCUGGUGGGACUAAAGAACCUAGGAAACACUUGUUUCAUGAACAGUAUCCUGCAGUGUCUCAGCAACACACAAAGCCUGCGAGACUACUGCCUGCACAACUCGCACCGCAGAGACCUUAACAACAACAGCCGCACCAACACAGCCCUCAUGCAAGAAUUUGCCAAGCUGAUUCAGAGCAUGUGGACGUCGUCCAGCAGCGAGGCGGUCAGCCCGUCUGAAUUCAGAACUCAGAUCCAGAGAUACGCUCCCAGAUUCGUCAGAUACAGCCAACAGGACGCUCAGGAGUUCCUGCGAUUUCUCCUAGACGGCCUUCACAACGAGGUCAACAGGGUCACAGUGAGGCCGAGAGGCACCAUGGACGACUACGACCACCUGCCGUUCUCCACAUUCAGGGAUGAAGAGAAGGGGAGGAAGAUGUGGAGCAAGUACCUGGAGAGAGAAGACAGCAAGAUAGUGGACCUGUUUGUAGGACAGCUGAAGAGCUCUCUGACCUGCAGGCACUGUGGUUUCUGUUCCACCGUGUUUGACCCCUUCUGGGAUCUGUCUCUACCUAUCGCCAAGACGGGCUACUGUGAAGUGAGUCUGAUGGACUGUAUGCGGCUCUUCACCAAAGAAGACAUCCUGGACGGAGACGAGAAGCCGAUGUGCUCCAGGUGUGAAGUCAGGAGGGUUUGUGCGAAGAAGUUCACGAUACAGAAGUUCCCCAAGAUCUUAGUGCUACACCUAAAACGUUUCUCUGAAGGACAAAGAACUGGAAAACUGUCCACCUUCGUGAACUUCCCUGUGACGGAUCUGGACCUGCGGGAGUUCGCCUCCCAGAGCAGCACAAACGCAGUGUACAACCUGUACGCAGUGUCCAACCACUCAGGCACCACCACAGGAGGUCACUACACGGCCUACUGUCGCAACCCCUCCAACGGAGAAUGGUACACCUUCAACGACUCCAGAGUAACUCCGAUGUCCUCCUCGCACGUGUGCAGCAGCGACGGCUACGUCCUCUUCUACGAGCUGGACGAGAAGCUUCCCGGCGGAAGGCGGGCCGCGCUCUGACCGACAGACAGACGAGAAUAACAAUUAAAGUGUUGGUGGAGACCUGCUCUGGACUUGUAUUUGGACUUGUAUCACACACACACACACACACACACUCACACUCACACUAACUCUCACGCACACACACACACAAACACACACAAACACACACACACCCCACCAGCCUGGAGCCUCUGGAAACCACAGGAACCUGAUCAACCAGCCCUGCUCUCUCUGUCUGUCUGUCUCUACACUCGUGUCGUGCUCGUUCUGGGCGGAGGUGUGCAUGUUUUUUGUGCGUGUGUGUGUGUGUGUGUGUGUGUGUGUUGUGUGCAUGAGUGGGCGAGGCUGACACAGGGCAAUAAUCCCACAUGACGGACAGGUGAAUCUCCAUCUCAGACGUCCCUCUCUAUGCACUGCAAACCGAACUCUCAUCCCGACCGCGCCUUCGCUUCAACUUCUUCAACUCUUCUUGUUUGCCUCGAAUCGUUCAAACUGACAUGUUGCGAUCUUUGAAUUUUUCUGCUUUGAAUUUAUGUUUAUAUGUUUUGUUUUGGAUGAGGGGUGGGCGGGGUUACGACAUCAUCAUCAUCAUCAGACUGCUAAUGAGCUAACAGCCCACCGGCCUGCUCGCACUGCAACACUCCCACGCCUCUGUCGGCGUCUUCAUCACUCUCCUUCUUCUCAAAGUGGUCGGGAGGCCGGUGGCACUGUGAGCGUCACAUGAUUCAGAGGACGGCGCCUCUAACAUGUGUUUUAUUUAAUUGUGUCUCCCACGUGUGGCUGCUACUGAUGUUUUCAAAGUGCUGUGAAUGGAUGAAUGACGCGUCUGGUGCAGACCUGCAGAGGAUUUCUGACGUGAUAACGGUAACAAAGCAUGAGGUCUUUUCUUCCUCUCUUGUUUCAUGCCAUUGAACAACACGGAAAGAAUGUUUUAAAGACAAAUAAAAACACACUAUAUCUGUAUAUUUUUAUAUUCUGAUGCAAUAUAGAGAAUGUACUAUUCAAUGGUGCUGAAAAUUGACCCAUAACUGUUUUCAGUCGGUUUUAUUUCCCACGUUUCAAGAGAGAGAAAAAAGUGAUUAUUUAUGCUUACAGGUGAUAAUGUGAUGAGUCACACUUUUUAGCAGUGGCAGUCAAACACAUGAGUAUAUAAAUAUAUAUAUAUAUAUGAAUAAAAGUUAAAACAGUG
Molecule: messenger RNA, 3414 nt
Organism: Notolabrus celidotus (New Zealand spotty)
Lineage: Eukaryota; Metazoa; Chordata; Actinopteri; Labriformes; Labridae
Gene: usp2a
Product: ubiquitin specific peptidase 2a
Exons: 14
Coding region: 384-2243 (619 amino acids)
Biological process (GO): protein deubiquitination
Cellular component (GO): cytoplasm
Molecular function (GO): cysteine-type deubiquitinase activity
Source: RefSeq, a predicted model, not a curated record